Molecule: messenger RNA, 696 nt
Organism: Amaranthus tricolor (Joseph's coat)
Lineage: Eukaryota; Viridiplantae; Streptophyta; Magnoliopsida; Caryophyllales; Amaranthaceae
Product: 30S ribosomal protein S31, chloroplastic
Exons: 3
Coding region: 150-464 (104 amino acids)
Biological process (GO): plastid translation
Cellular component (GO): ribosome; plastid
Source: RefSeq, a predicted model, not a curated record
AACCCGGCCAUGCCCAUGUCUACUUGUUGCACCCGUGCUUUUAAGCCUAGGGCCUUAUGCCUUUAAUAUCGACUGCCAAGUCCUCAUAUAAAUUUGUGUCACCCGCUUUCAUAUAUCCUAUCCUCAUUUUCUUAUCUUCAACUUGAGCAAUGGCGUCGUUGAUCCUCGGAACCACUUCCAUGGCUUCCCAUCCAAUUUCUCUCUCAUUCUCCUCUUCUCAUUCCGUCUCCGGUGUUUCUGUCUCCUCUCCUUCAACCUUUUCUCUCUCAAAUCCUACCACCACUCCUCCAGCACUGCCAUUGAUUUACUGCGGCAGAGGUGACAGGAAGACCGCCAAAGGCAAACGAUUUAAUCACUCCUUUGGAAAUGCAAGGCCUAAAGACAAGAAAAAGGGGAGAGGUCCUCCAAAAUCUCCAGUUACUCCUCCAGUUCCUCAAGGAGAUGAUGAAGCUAUUGAGGAUUGAUGAUGAGUUAGCUUGUGUUGAUUAUAAAUAGAGUUUUUUUGAGGUAAUUCUUGCCCCUGUCUCCACCUGCUAGACAGCAGGAUGGUAUUUGAGUCAAUGUAAUUUUUGUUCUUUAGUGAAAAACUUCAGCUCUUGACAAUGUAAACCUUAUUUUUUGGAAAAAGUGUGUUAAUUCCGCUCUGUUGCUUCAUUGAUAAUCCUAUAUGAUGAGCUGUUGAAAACUUUUGAUUCA